This is a messenger RNA of Neopelma chrysocephalum (saffron-crested tyrant-manakin), 752 nucleotides long. RefSeq lists its product as uncharacterized. Bases 138 to 752 code for a protein of 204 amino acids. Gene Ontology annotation, cellular component: cytoplasm. The record is from RefSeq and is a predicted model, not a curated record. The transcript is spliced from 7 exons. Lineage: Eukaryota; Metazoa; Chordata; Aves; Passeriformes; Pipridae.
AGUGCCCCGAGAGGUGUCGCCUGGCGCUCCGAGGCCUGGUGGUGAUCAGCAAGGCUCCCGCAAUGGCUAAGAGCAUCUGGAGCCUGAAUGAAAGCCUCCUGGAGCUACUGCAGGAUGCAGACAGAGACGUGGUUUAGAUGACCCUCUCUGCGUUCAUCAACAUGCUCCACUUGAAGACCAUCCAAAUAUCCAGCCCCACUGCCCUGAAGUUGCUUGAGGCGCUGCGGCCACUCUUUGACAACGAGCACAGCCAGCUGCAGCAGCUCUCCAUGGUCCUCUUCCGGGAGGUGAUGGAGGCAACAGAGAGGAGCAAGAGCCUAAAGCCACACGUCUACCUGAGGCUGGUGCCAUUCUACUUCAACUGGCACGAUGAGAACCAGCGUGUGGCAGAGGCCUCUCGGGAAGCACUGUUUGGUGCAGCCAGGUUCCUGAAGUGGAGGGAUCUUGAGCACCUGGUGACCAUGGAGCAGCCAUGGAAGUUUGGCGAGUGCCUGCUGGAAAAGGACAGGAGCCGAGUGGGCCAGUAUGUGCGCCAGGCCCUGCUGUACCUGGAGAGCCCAGAGGAGCCCCUGCGAAAGCUGGCCAUCAAGUUCCUGGGGAUCGCCGCCAGGUCCAUGAAGCAGGAGCAGCCAGAGCUAAAGAAGAAAGAAGAAAUCGCCAAGAGAUCGGAGCGGGCGGGCACCGGAGAAAGCGGAGAGGACCGAAACAACAUCGCAGCGGUGAGUGAGCUGAAAGGCAGCCUGCGCGGCUAG